AUGGGACUUCAGUGGUGUGUGACCAUCAGCCAUCUUGUAGCUUCAGAUAAGACUUCAGCAGACAUGAUAGAAAGAAAUGGAGCUUUUGCUCUAGUCCUAGAGGUGUUUACACUGCCAUGGAGGAGCCUGUGGUUUCGCUGGUGCUUCACUGUUGUUGCUGGAACAGUAAUCCACUGCACCUAUUUACUGCCUGAGAUAUUUCUCUCCUGUUCAGCUGCUGAGUAUCUUCGAAAGAAAUCAAACGGGGACAUUGCUGUCUCCCCACUGCUCAUAAGGAAGAAGUGUUGAGGGAGCAAUAGUGCUCUCUUAACUACCUUCCCUCAUUUUUCCCAAGGUUUGUGCUUCAGUCAAGCUUCUGUGGGAGCUAAACCAUCAAAAAAGCUUCGUGUUUCCCUAAGUGUUUGUUUAAUUGUUGAGCAGGCUCUGAAGGGAGCGAGAAUGCUCAGGAUGCCCAACUGCCUUCUAAAACUGACCAGGGUGGUGCUGAGCCACAAGUUCAGGGCUCUGUUUAUCCUCACCUUUAAGUUCAUGUCCUUUGUCUCCAUCAUGUUGUACUGGAGAAUCACGGAAGACCCUAAGGGCAGGGGCCAGGUCUACAGCUUGCCUGUUGAAAUUCGCUGUGCUCACUCUGUGCCUUCUCCUCCCCGUCCCACUGCCGGUGGGCCCUCUCCUUCCCCAGGGGAUGUGUUUUUUGUGGAGACCUCGGAGAGAACUAACCCAAGUUACCUGUUCACGUGAUCUGUGGAGUCAGCGGCCCGGACACACCCUGGGACAAGAGUCGUGGUGCUCAUGAAAGGCUUGGUAAAUGGUAACACCUCGUUACCCAACCACUGGGGCUUCUCGUUGCUGAGCUGCUUCCCCAACGUGGAAAUCCGGCCCCUGGACUUGCCAGAGCUUUUCUCUGGAACACCUCUGGCAAAGUGGUACUUGCAGGCUCAGCAGCGCUGGGAGCCUUAUUUCUUACCUGUCCUGUCUGAUGCCUGCAGAAUUGCCAUCAUGUGGAAAUUUGGUGGCAUCUACCUGGACACAGACUUCAUUGUGCUUAAGAACUUAAAGAACCUCACCAAUGUGCUUGGUACCCAGUCCAAGUAUGUACUGAACGGGGCCUUUCUGUCCUUUAAACCCAAACACAAGUUCAUGGAGCUUUGCAUGCAGGACUUUGUGGACAACUACAACAGCUGGAUCUGGGGGCAUCAGGGCCCACAGCUCCUAACGCGUGUCUUCAAGAAGUGGUGUUCCAUCAGGAGUCUUCGGAGCAGUACGAGCUGCAAAGGAGUCAGUGCUCUGCCCCGGGAGGCUUUUUAUCCUAUUCGGUGGCAGGACUGGAAGAAAUACUUUGAAGUGGUCAGCUCCUCAGAGCUUCACCACCUCUUUAAUAACACCUAUGCAGUGCAUGUAUGGAACAAGAAGAGCCAAGGCACAAGGCUAGAGAUCACAUCCCAGACUUUGCUGGCUCAGCUGCAUUCCCACUUCUGCCCUGCCACAUACGGUAUCAUGAAGAAGGACUCUGAACUGCAGUGA
This is a messenger RNA of Fulmarus glacialis (Northern fulmar), 1521 nucleotides long. RefSeq names its product lactosylceramide 4-alpha-galactosyltransferase-like. Gene Ontology annotation, biological process: protein O-linked glycosylation. Gene Ontology annotation, molecular function: acetylglucosaminyltransferase activity. Lineage: Eukaryota; Metazoa; Chordata; Aves; Procellariiformes; Procellariidae. The record is from RefSeq and is a predicted model, not a curated record.